AUGCAGAUGAAAUUCUGGUUUGAGGUAGUGAUGAACGAGUGCAAACCUGCUCAACUUCCAGCUGUACCUCCUGGAAGGCCUGAACAGGUGGAACCAAACCAAAACCGGGCAGCGGCCUCCAUCACCACCAAGCGCAUGGCGCUGUUGACGUACGCGGGGGACGUGCUGGAGUCCGUCAACAGCAACAGCCUGAAGGUUUUUGGAAGGAAGUAUGUCCCCUCCUUCAUCCCGCCGAGAAAGUACACCGGAGAGUUGCUUGGGGUGAACUACCUGCUUAGGCAGACAGGGCAGCCCUUGCAGGACAUGGACCCCGACUCUGAGGAGACAGACCAGCUGCUGGAGGACCACGCCACAGAGGAGGAACAGGCGGAUGAAGGGUUUGAGGAUGAAGGACAGGACCUCACUAUCGGUAGUGUUUCGGAAGACUUCCCCUCUUCCGCCCUGUCUUCUACCACCCUGCCUGUGGUCCCCACCCUGCCACUCACCUCCUCCACCCUGCCUUCCACCACCCUGCCUGUGGUCCCCACCCUGCCACUCACCACCUCUAUCCUACCUGUCACCCCCACCACUCUGCCUGUCACCCCCAUGCCUGUAGCUACCACCCUGCCUCCCCCCAUAACCCAGCCCUGUGUCCCAGGUGCCUCCUCUCAGGUGCCUGAAGAAAAGCUGGCUGUGGACGAGCAUGGCAUGCCAGGCAUGGAUCGGGUGGAUAGACUGGCAGAGUGCUUAGUGGAGCUGAGGCAUCAGACCAACAUGACCCUCCAUAACCAGCAGGUCAGCAACAUUGUGGGGCUGUGGCAAGACCUGCUGGAUUAUGACAAGCAGAGGGUGGUGUUUGCUGCGCGGCACCUGGACAGGCUCAUCAAGGGGCGGUUCCGCCACAAAAAAAAGGUGGAGUUCACGCCAGGUGUGGAGAGUGUGGAGAGGUGUGUCCUGGGGUCCACUGGUUCGCCUGCUCAGUGGCCAGACUGCUGCUGCCUUGUGGAGGCCAUCUUCGUCCGGCUCUCGGACAUCCACAAGAGUCCCAGGAAGCAGGGGAAGAACUGCAUGUCCAGGUGGACUCUGAUCCUGCAGGACUACCGCAAGGUCCGGCAUCUCAUCCUGGGCAACGGGGCCAUCAUGCCACCACCCUGCAGCUGGUGGAGGUGA
Molecule: messenger RNA, 1149 nt
Organism: Osmerus eperlanus (European smelt)
Lineage: Eukaryota; Metazoa; Chordata; Actinopteri; Osmeriformes; Osmeridae
Exons: 6
Coding region: 1-1149 (382 amino acids)
Source: RefSeq, a predicted model, not a curated record